UAAUCUUUUAUUAAGUAAAAAAAUAGGACCCUUUCCUUAAUUCCAAUUACAUUCCUUUUCAUCUCUAAACAAACGCUAUACAUUAAGAUCCACUUUUCAUUCCUUAAUUUUCUCCAACCUACAAUUUUUUUCUUCUUAAUCUCCCUAAUUACCUUCAAUAAACAUUUUCCUCUAAUCAACAUUUUCCCCCUCCCAAUUCAAUAUCAAUGUCCGACGAAUCCACCGCCACCGUCCCCUCCGCCGUCACCACGGCUGCCGGCGACCAAGAAACUGACUCCUCCACCACCCUAAACAAACCACACAUCCGAUGGUCCGAUUCCUACACAAAAGCUCACGAUGCAAUCCAAUCGUUAACUUCCAUUCUCCCUUCCGUUCCUCCUUCACUUUCUUCCUCCGAAACCCCCGCAGUCUGCCUCCUCCGUGACACCGAAACCGCCGCACAGAUCUCUAAACUCCUCCGUCAACCUGAUUCCGGCGCCGGCGACGACAAUCUCUGCCGAUGGCUUUACGAUACAUUCCAAUCGAACGAACCCGAACUCCACCUCGUCGUCCUCCGAUAUAUACCCGUAAUCGCCGGUGUUUAUCUCUCUAAAGUAAAUCUCCAUAAACCAUUAGCUGGAUUCGAAGCUGUUUUACUAGCAUUAUACGCUCAUGAAACUUCCAUUCGCAACUCCCAAUCAAUUACGGUUAACAUUCCAGAUCUAUCACAUUCCAGUAUUUAUCACGAAACAAACAAAGCAGCCAAAAACUCCGCAACGGAGCUCAAUCUAGCUGUAAUAUCCCCAUCCUUAGAACCAUACGGCACUGUUAGAUCAAUGAAACGAGGUCGAAUCGUCGCUGUUGCGUUAGAAUUAUAUUACAGCAAAAUCCCCCAAAUCCCAGUUGAAUCUAAACUUGAAUUCUGCGAAUUCUGUAGGAUUUGGUCGUCAGGGAAAUUGAGCGUUGUUGAAAGUAGUAACUAUAACGGAGAGGUGAAUAGGAGGAUUCAUUUGCCAUGGGAGUUGCUGCAGCCGAUGUUGAGGAUUUUGGGGCAUUGUUUAAUGGGACAUAAAAAGGAUGAGAAAUUGUACGAAAGUGCAAUUAGUGCAAUUGGGUGUUUAUAUGAAAGGGCUUUACAUGAUUUGAAUACGAAAGCGAUAUUAGCUACUGGUAGUCUUCUUCAGCUUGUGAAGUUGGGAUCGGAAUGUGAAAAUGUUGAUUAUACAGAGAUUACAGAAUCGAAUACCAUUACGCUUUGAAGAGGUGUAUUAUGUUUGUUUUUUAUACUUUAAUUUG
Molecule: messenger RNA, 1275 nt
Organism: Solanum dulcamara
Lineage: Eukaryota; Viridiplantae; Streptophyta; Magnoliopsida; Solanales; Solanaceae
Exons: 1
Coding region: 207-1238 (343 amino acids)
Biological process (GO): protein localization to plasma membrane; phosphatidylinositol phosphate biosynthetic process
Cellular component (GO): plasma membrane
Source: RefSeq, a predicted model, not a curated record